This is a messenger RNA of Colletotrichum higginsianum IMI 349063, 1863 nucleotides long. RefSeq lists its product as uncharacterized. Bases 1 to 1863 code for a protein of 620 amino acids. The transcript has 3 exons. The record is from RefSeq and is a predicted model, not a curated record. Lineage: Eukaryota; Fungi; Ascomycota; Sordariomycetes; Glomerellales; Glomerellaceae.
AUGCUCUUUUCCCGUCAUCUGCUCUCUCUCUCUCUCUAUCUCAUUUCCACGCGGCUGCCUCCCUCUGGCUCGUCUACAUUGACGCUCACCUUUUCGACCUCUUGUCACUGGAACCUUGGAUUCCCUUCCACUCGACUACUUCGAUAUUGUUUCUACAGUUACACUCAUCUGGAUCGUCACUCGACCUCAUUGCCAUCGCGGGGGAAAAAGGUCCCAGGCCAGUCGAGCCGGGUCAAGAUGAGUUUGGUAGCGGUGAAUUGCUCUACGGACCUGGAUGACGAGGGGAAUGACUGGGGAAAAGCUGCAAGCAAUGUUCCUGAUCCGCCAAAGUGUAUCGAGACCUGUCGAGCCCGGUUCCUUGAGAGAGUAGUCCCGGGCUUCAACAAGACAAGGUACCCCGAAGUUUGCAACGUGAUAUCCGGUAGCGAGGACGCGAAAGAGAAGUUAUGGGAGUUAUAUUGUUGCGACUCAACAUUCUGCGGGGUUCAGUUGGAUGGAAACCUCGGCCAAGAUCCCAACGUUAAUUAUAUCAUCAACCAUUGCCAAAACCUCGGAUCCGGCACAAUUCAAGACCCAGGCGUACCACCAACCGGAUAUGUCUGCCCCAUAUCAUCUGUCGACCAAUCGAGAACCCCCUGUCCUGUGCCAUUCAUGGUGCCGGAUCCAAGAGGACCUCUCUCGACCAGAACCAGUCCUAUGACACCGCUCGCACCAGAGUACACAGCGCUUACGACGCUUACGACGUCGACAUCGGUCUUCACUAGGUCUCCAACACGGUCCACACAUUCGGUAAUGAAUACUCCGGGGAUCUCGGCCUCGGCCUCGGCUUCGAACCAGUCUCAAAUACACAGACACGGUGGAAUGCCAAUGGGUGCUAAAGUCGCCAUCGGGGCCUCGUCCGGCGUGGCUUUCCUCGCGAUGCUGGCUUUCAUAAUAUGCCUUUUUCGACGCCGCACACGUGUUGUCGGACACGCACAGAGCCUCAAGAGCGAGAUCAGACACCCAAACCGUCGACAUGCCAUUCCUUCUCCUCCUCCACCCGUGAUGUCGCCCUCGGGUUCAACACAUGGAGGUUUCCGUACUCUGCAAACACCACCGGCCCGUCUACAAGAACGCAGACUCCUCAACACUCCUCCCAGUCCGAGAAACCCGAGAAUCAACGUCUCUAUUCCGGGGACGCCGCUGGGAGCCACAUUCGGGCAGACAAGUCCUUUCAUGCAGUUUCCCACGCCAUCGCCGACGGCCAACAAAUCUCCGCCCGGAUUUGACCGCUCAACCAAGCCCUAUUACGGCAUUCCCCCUCCGAGUGUCUUCAAAGGCACCUCCAAAGCGGGUAAGACGACAAGCAUGAGCAGUUCUGCGAGCGGGCGAACCGCCACCACCGUAUCCAACAUCUCCAGCUCGUUCCCGCAUCUCGUCCCAUCGUCGCCGACGCGGCCUCCACGACCCCAUGAGAAACCUCUGCACAUUCCCAACCUGGUGUGCCCCGGCCCUCCACCGACUCGAUCACUGCCCUCACCGCCGCCUAGGAGUCCCUCGAGCCCGCUGUCCAUGUUCCGGGCUCAACAGCGUGUGAAGAGCAGCAGCAGCGGCGGCGGCGCUCUCGGUGCCGCCAUCGAGAACGGGUGGGUGCCACCGCGGAAUCCUGCCCGGGGGGUUGUCUUGGGCAAGGAAUCAAAAGACCUGCGAGACCUGACGGAAACUUGCGCUAGGGAGUCGCAGGAGAGGGACAGCUGGGGUAGCUGGAGCAUCGGCGUCGGCGGAACGGGGGUCGGGACUGGUUCGAUCCAAAAAAGGGGUGGAAGUGUAAAUAGUCCGGUGCUGGAAGAGGCGGAUUUAGAGAGGCUAGGGGGGAGAUACUAG